This is a messenger RNA of Mytilus californianus (California mussel), 2134 nucleotides long. RefSeq names its product cytochrome P450 2C15-like. Lineage: Eukaryota; Metazoa; Mollusca; Bivalvia; Mytilida; Mytilidae. Gene Ontology annotation, cellular component: intracellular membrane-bounded organelle; cytoplasm. Gene Ontology annotation, biological process: xenobiotic metabolic process. The coding region runs from base 229 to 1743 and encodes 504 amino acids. The record is from RefSeq and is a predicted model, not a curated record. The transcript is spliced from 8 exons. Gene Ontology annotation, molecular function: iron ion binding; oxidoreductase activity, acting on paired donors, with incorporation or reduction of molecular oxygen, reduced flavin or flavoprotein as one donor, and incorporation of one atom of oxygen; heme binding.
AUCCUUACAUCUGAACGAUCACGAACAACAAUGUGCCAAAGUAGGUUAUUAUUGAGCACGUCUGGAACAGAUCUGGAGUUCAUAGUGAUUCCUUUGUGUUACGAAUAUAUCUUUUUCUACGUAGGUUUAUAUCAAGAACGAUUAUGGUUUUAAAUUCAUUACAUAAAUAGGCUUUACCUAGAUUACAUAAGUAUUCACCGCAAGUAUAUUAUCUGUUUCUGUUUUGCAAUGGAUAUCGCAUAUUCCUAUUUUGAAGGAAUCGAUCUAACAGCUACAUUUAUAUUUUUAAUAAUAUUUCUUGCGACAGUUUUGUGGAUGACAUAUCCGAAAUCGGAUAUUCCAGGACCACGAGCAUGGCCUAUUUUUGGAAAUAUUCUACUUGUUAGUCAGUUUAAUAGUACACCAAAGAGAGUCAAGUUUGUUGAGGAGAUGACGAGGCAGUAUGGACCAAUGUUUCGAAUGUUUUUAGGACCAUACCAGAUCGUAUUUGUACAGGGUCAUAAACAUGUGCUUGAUGUUCUACAGAAACGAGGACGGGAAUUUAUAGACAGACCCAACUUUAUUCCAGGAAUCAAAUUAGCUGAAAAAGUAAAAGGAGGCAGUGGGAUUGUGUUUGCUAAUGGUGAUGACUGGAAGGGUAGGAGACGAUUCUUAAUACAAGCAAUGCGAGAUUUAGGUGUGGGAAGAUCUUCGUUAGAAGAAAAUAUUAUAGAAGAAAUACAGAAUGUCGCAGACGAUCUGGAAAAAAUGAAAGGAGCGGAGAUAACCAAUUUAAAGGAAAUGAUGAUAAAGGCUAGCUGCAAUGUUAUACAUAGUCUUAUAUUCGGAUAUAGAUACAAACAUGACAACGAAUCCCUUCAAAAACUCAUCAAGACAAUGGACAACAUUGUUUCAGGUCCUGGAUCUUUAUCAGCGUCGGGAAUAUUUCCGGUUCUGAAUUUAAUCAUGAAAGACUUUAAAGAUCUUAAGGUUAGGAGUGAAGGGUUUUCUUCUCUAAAAAGGUAUAUUGAAAAACACAUAACGGAACACCGAGAGUCAUUUGAUCCAGAAAACAUUCGGGACUUUAUAGAUAUGUAUCUGGUAGCCGAAAAAGAAGAGAGUGAACGGACGUCCGUUUUGAAUCCGGCGGCGUUGUUAACCUCAAUUAUAGAUUUGUUUGCUGCUGGAACAGACACGACUGCAACUACGCUUGAUUGGUCAUUCUUAUGGAUGAUUCAGUACCCGGAUGUACAAAAGAGGUGCCAAGAAGAAAUUACAAAGGUAAUAGGACCAGGUAGAAUGGUUCGAUUAUCUGAUAGACGUCAUUUGUCCUACACCGAGGCUACUUUAAUGGAAAUACAAAGACUGUCAAAUACAGCUAUUUUUGCUCUUCCCCAUGUAGCAGUCUAUGAUACAACAAUCAAUGGCUUCAAAAUACCUAAAAAUACCAUUAUUAUUCCAAGCCUGAUCUAUGCACAUUUUGAUGAAACAAUCUGGAGAGACCCGAAGGAGUUUAAUCCAGGGAGGUUUCUAAAUAAAAACAAUGACAUUAUCAACAAAGAAUAUUUGAUACCUUUUUCGUUAGGCCCACGGAUCUGCCCUGGAGAAUCGUUAGCACGGUCAGAAUUGUUUCUGAUAUUUUCAAACCUUCUACAUAGAUUUGAAUUCUCUAAAGUCGAUCCAGAUGAUAUUUUAUCAUUUGAAGGGAUAACCGGGUUAACAAUGACACCAUCGCCAUACCGACUUAAAGCUGAUUUGAGAUAAAUUGACGGUAUGUGUGUACAUCCAAUAUGUCAAACAGAACAGGAUCUUAGAAUACAUGUUCUUAAUUUUAAAUUGUUUGAACUUAUAUGUAUUAAUUACUGUAAAUUCAGAAAUUAUUACGAGGUUUUAUUAAUGCAAAUAACGCGAUUAUUUGAGUACCGCAAUAAUAAAAACUCGUAUUCUGAUAACAAAUACAUAAAUCUGUAUGUAGCUUUUCCAAAAUUCGCAAUAGUUAAACUCGCAUUUUUGUUAAUUUUUAAAAAAUUGCAAUAAUAAAUGCAUGCAAUAAUUUCUGAAUUUACAAUUAUGUGACAUUUCUUUUUAUAUAUAUUUGAUCAUAGGAUGCAAUCGUUUAAAAUUCAAUUUAAAUGUAAUAAAAAGAUAAAUUCAA